AUGUUAGAGAUAGUAAGUGGAAAGAAAGGUAGAGGCUUCUACGAUGAAAAUGGCAGUCUUAACCUCGUUGGAUUAGCCUGGACUUUGAUGAAGGAAGGCGAAGCAUUUAAGCUUAUUGACAAGUGCUUGUUAGAAGAUCCAUACAACAACAUGGAAGAAGCAUUGCGCUGCAUCCACAUCGGUCUCUUGUGUGUGCAACAAAAUUCUAUUGAUAGGCCGAACAUGUCUUCUGUUAUUCUAAUGUUGAGUGGCGAGAGAGUAUUGCCUCAGCCCAAACCACCAGCCUAUUUUGCUGACACAGAUUUGUGGAAAGGAGAUCAUUCCCUAUCAUGCAAUACAUGCAUUACAGAUGUUGAACCCCGAUGA
Molecule: messenger RNA, 366 nt
Organism: Humulus lupulus (European hop)
Lineage: Eukaryota; Viridiplantae; Streptophyta; Magnoliopsida; Rosales; Cannabaceae
Product: G-type lectin S-receptor-like serine/threonine-protein kinase At4g27290
Exons: 2
Coding region: 1-366 (121 amino acids)
Source: RefSeq, a predicted model, not a curated record